Molecule: messenger RNA, 939 nt
Organism: Exophiala xenobiotica
Lineage: Eukaryota; Fungi; Ascomycota; Eurotiomycetes; Chaetothyriales; Herpotrichiellaceae
Exons: 2
Coding region: 112-939 (275 amino acids)
Source: RefSeq, a predicted model, not a curated record
AUCGUCCUUCAUCUAUCCUACCCUCUACAGUUCCCUAGCUACUCAGAGAUCUUUCCAGCAACACCUACCAUUGUUCUCAACAGCAGUAAGAUACUUCACUGCACCAUCACAAUGGCAACCGAGCAGACUCCAGUUGCUACGACUGCGGCACUUCAGCCAUCUCAUGCAUCUUCUCAGGCCACAUCGGCAACUGCUUCGCCCAAGCUUGACGUUCGUUCAGAAGAAGGCUCGAUCAUCAACGUCGACCUUUCAGGAACAACUACUCCUCUCUCAUCCCUCACAGACACAGCAUUGACCAAGCUCGUCUCGCAAUGCUCUGACGAUUCUGCUCUGAGCGAGACUACCUUAAAGAUCCGCAACGAGCUCGACAAGACGCUCGAAGCCUUUGUCCUCUCGGAAGAGACUCCUCAACACCUCCCACAAGUCAAAGCUGAUGACAUCCCUACCGAAAUUGCUGCAACGCCUUCCAAACGUCGAUUUUCCUUUGAAUGUGCCUUUGGGUUCACCGGGUCCUUCGAUGAGCCCGAAGCUCCACCACAGAAUAAGGGAGCCUUCCUUGCUGCUCUGAAGUCGGAGAUCGAUGGAAUAGGCAGAAUCCAGCACGGACUACAGGCUUACCAACACGCUAUAAACUCACGCAAGUAUCACACCUUCAGCACUGACUUCCUUAUCGGUCAGAACACCGCUACGAUCAUUACUAUGGACCAGUUGGACCAAAUUGCGGCACACCUUCAAGAAGUCGAAGAAGAGGUUCAGAAGAUCGAACACGAUGACACUCAGGUCGAGAAUGAGCUUUUCGAGGCAUUCCGGCAUGCCCAGCCAUGGGUGGCCCGGACUCGCGCAAUCCUGAUCCAUUCACACGUCUUCUACAAAAUCAAUUUCGUUCUCGCUUGCGAGAAGAAGCCUGCGCACAAGACCACUACUGACGUUGAGGCCUGA